AUGAAGGUUACCCAAAUUUUACUAAGCACUGUGAAGAAGACAACAACCGGUAUCUUCGGGCUUGCAGUACACCCAAACCCACGCCCGCACCUAAUAAAAACAUAUAAUGAAACGCUACAAGUUCUCGCACGACUUCCCGAGCAUGCCGUCUACCGUCAGUCUGCGGAAGCGUUAACGCAACACCGACUGUCAAUUGCCGAAGCCACCGAGGACAUUAACGAAAUCGAGAAAGGUAUUGGUGCGGGACAGAUUGAAGAAGUGAUUUUGCAGGCGGAAGAUGAGAAACAGUUGGCUGCUAAAAUGGAAGAGUGGAAGCCAUGGGAGCCACUUGAAGAACCACCACCCGCUGGACAAUGGAAUUAUGACAUGUUUAAAGAGUGA
Messenger RNA from Ambispora leptoticha, 381 nucleotides. NCBI's taxonomy places the organism in Eukaryota, Fungi, Glomeromycota, Glomeromycetes, Archaeosporales, Ambisporaceae. The record is from the annotation of a GenBank genome assembly.